This is a messenger RNA of Rhodotorula graminis WP1, 1258 nucleotides long. RefSeq lists its product as uncharacterized. NCBI's taxonomy places the organism in Eukaryota, Fungi, Basidiomycota, Microbotryomycetes, Sporidiobolales, Sporidiobolaceae. The transcript is spliced from 6 exons. The record is from RefSeq and is a predicted model, not a curated record. Bases 1 to 1212 code for a protein of 403 amino acids.
AUGAGUCGCUACCUGAGCCACGACGGCGUCAAGGCCACCCAGUACCGCCCGCGGCAGUCGUCGUACCUGCGCAUCUCGCCCACCCAGGUCCUCCAGAUGACGCUCUACCUCGAGCCAGCACACGUCGACUGGAUGUCGGACGACAUCCUCGACAAGAUGCUCGUCGCGCUCAAGGACCGCAUCCCGCUCAAGCUCGCCAAGGAGAUCGACCCGAAGAAGAAGGGCGGCAAGGAGCGCAGGCAGGUCGACGUGUACCGCGGCACCGGCUACCAGAUGGCCUUCUACUUCCGCAGCGCCAACGACAAGCACGUCGUCCUCCUCAAGGACAAGAACAUCCACUUCGUCACCCGAUCGCCGUCGACCGUCCGCGCACCGUCACGUGUCGCACCCUCUUCCUUCCCUCCACCUUCACCGUCCCGCAAGCGGGCGCGCACGGCGUCGGCCGCACCUCGAGACGACGAGGGAGACGUCCUCUCGUCCGGCUCGGACGGCGAGGGCCCGUCGACCGUCGCCCCGCCGCCGUCAAAGCGCCGCGUCGGCGUCGCAGCGGGUGGUGCGCGCGACGAGGGCGAUGCCGAGGACGAGCUCGUCGUCGUCAAGCCCGAGCCGGACGAGGAGGCGCCGCCGCCUGGGUGGGCCGAGUCGGCGGGAGGAGGAUACGAGGGCGACGUCAAGCCAGAGAUUGACGAGGACGUCAAGCCCGAGGUCACGGUCACGUACCGCGGCUUCACGAUCUUUGGCCGCACCCUCGUCGUCAUCGUCGAGCCCUACCCGGCGCUCGACCCCGCCGACCUCGCCCGCCCUCGCCUCCUCGACACCGAGGUCCGCCAGCUCUCUGCGUCGGUCGCGCCCGAGUCGUACCGCAACGGGCGCUCGACGAUCCCGCGCGGGAGCUCGCUCAGCGUCACGCCGGCGCCGCCACGUGCGCCCGGCGGAAGGGGCGCGCUCUUCCGCAGCGAGACGACGCCGGCCGAGAGCGUCGGCGGGUCAGUCGCGCCCUCUGAGCUCGGCAGCGAGGGUGAGGGCGACGGUGACGGCGAGGACGAGUCGAUGCGCCGGCUGCGCGAGAUGUCGAUGAUGCUCGCCAACGACGACGACGGCGACGAGGACUUGCCGUCGCUCGACGCGCUCGUCGGCCGCGCGAGAGGUCGAAGGAAUGUCGAGGGUGCGGCGGUUGAGCCUGAUACGGGCGAGGAGGGCGGGACGACGUAGCUGAGCGUCGGAGGCCGUCCAGCAAUGCAGCCUCGCUUUUUCGCUU